Messenger RNA from Insectozyma verbasci, 1053 nucleotides. The record is from the annotation of a GenBank genome assembly. NCBI's taxonomy places the organism in Eukaryota, Fungi, Ascomycota, Pichiomycetes, Serinales, Debaryomycetaceae.
AUGUUCUUCAAAAAGAAAGAAUCAACAACUAUCCAACAACAACUACCUUUACAGUCACCAUUUAAUCAAACUGUCAAAAAAUCAAAAAGUGCAAAAGAUUUAUUUCAUAAAUUAACUACUAAAACUUCCAAUUCAAGUAUUUCCAGUCCCAAAUUAAAAAUAAAUUCUCCAAAUAAUUUAAUAUCGUCACCUGUUUUACAAUCUAAUAAACAAAUUCAAACUAACAUACCGACAACUCCAGAAUUACAAAUAAAUCAAGAAUUAAUAACUCCAUUACCACAUAUACAUAAUAAUUUUCAAUAUCCACAUGAACUAUAUUAUGAACUGCAACGACUGAUUAAAGCACCAUCGAUUCCACCUCCACCAAUACCUAAAUUCUCGACUCCAAUUUCAGAAUUUGAAAAUUGUCAUGAUGAAGAUAAUGAUAUUUUAAAAGAAUCACCAAGAAGACGAAAUAUACGAUCUACUUUAAUUAAAUCUGGAGAUUUCGAAUUUAUUAAUGAUACUGAAUCAUUUAUGAAUGGAAUUUUAAGUACUUCAACGUCAAGACAAGAAAGUCCUAGGGAAAGUUCAAUAAGUUUAACAGAAGCUCAAAUUCAAAUAUUCCAAAAAUAUAAUAAUGCAAAAACCAUAAGAUUAGUAGAAAAUAUCUUAUCUGAUUAUGAAGGAGAAGAGGAAAGAGAAAAGUCUGAGGUUGAAGAAAAGAAAUCUGAAUCCGAAAAUGACGAAUUUGAUAUACAGAAAUUGGAAAUGAUGCUAAUGAAUGAGAAAAACAGUUACUUAUUAAAGAGACAACAAAGAGAAAUAAAUCAUCUUAAUAAAUUAUUAUCAUAUCAACAAGGUAUAAUUACUAAAUUAUCAAAGGACCAUCCAAAUGCUAAAAAUCAAAAAUUAUUACCACCUUUUAAAUUUGAAAUAUUGGUUAAAAAUGAUGUUGAUAGUCUUAUUUCAUCUGAUGAAUCAUCAAUAAUGUCUACACCAGGUAAUAUAGAUGAAUCAAGAAAAAUUUCAUCAUCUUCAUCUUCAAUCGUUCAAAGAAACUAUAUAAAAUGA